CUUAUGGGAGUGGACACUUGUUCACACUGAUGAUGUAUAGCUACAUUUUCUUUUUAACUAAGGCAUGUCCCGUUUUCAGCCUAGGAAAUAUUUGUUUGAAAUAAUACUACUUUUAUGUGGAAAAAGAAUCAAACAUAUGUAUGAAAUAGGACAUGAAGAAUUUAUAAAGGUCUCAUAUUUUUGACUGGUUCCGUAUUCGGCCUGUCCUGGUCAAAAUUAUUUGAAUUUUUACACCUUAAGUACUUCUUAUUUGGUAGAAUUUCGAUUGAGUGCAUUUCUAUUACGAACAAUACCCACGGAACAAAUAAGCUGUAUUUACAUAAUUGAUAAACAUCUACUACAGUAAUUACUGUAGACACAAUAACAAAUUUCGUUCUGUUUUAGAUUAGCGUUAACGAGUUUUAACGAGUUAUAUACACCAAAUGAAAAGGCUCAUAAAAUGUUAAUUCAGUUACAGUCGAUACUGCUUAUAUAUGUGGUAGAAAUCAACUACAUUUUUUCUCAUUACCACUAAAUUUACGAAACCAAAAAUGUAUUAUAUCUGAUUUAACAACUGGAUAAGUAUAUUUGAUUCCGUCAGAGAGACAAUGACGAUCUUUGUUCCUUUUGAAAAAACUUGACAUACUAAAUCUAUUUUUGGAGGCGAUAUCAUAUAUCUCUUUUGAUCGAUACAGUGAAAAUAAACGGUUUAAUUAUAUUAGAAUAUAUCAUUCCUGUUUUGUAUAGGAAGGAUUUAUUUGUUCAAAAUGAAGGAAACAUAAUAGUACCUAAGAGCAGAGGAUUAGACAACAUUUUACAAUGGGAAUACGUAUCAGCAGUAACAGCAGAAACCAUUCCGGAAAAACAAAAGGCGUCUUGCAAGAAGAUACUGAGAACAAUACUGGUAGAGCAAGCACAGCCUUGAAGCAUGUCAUUAAUAAUCCUGGAAAAACAGACGUUGCCUACGAAGCUAUUGACAAUGAUGAUCCAUAUGAUACCACUGUUGCAAACAAGAGAAUCUCCUCUAGUAUCAAUUCAUCUAUAGAAGAAUUAUCUACUCAGCAACCAGAAGAGAAUACUGAAAGCACAAAAUAUUUGCAGCAAUAUGAAGGCAUAUACGAAGACACACAGCCUGAAGUAAAACCAUUUGAUAGAGAAUCAACAGGAACAAGCGGAUAUUCAAGUUACGACUAUAUAUCAUCUCUCAAUAGCUAUACCGGGAAAAGAUUACAUUCUGAAUUUAGAGCAUCCGUGAAGAAAGGAUUAAACGAGGACGACCAGCGGAAAAUACUUAACAAAUUUCGAUACAUUAAAGGGGAAAUUGAUGCUGAAAUUCUUAUUGAUUACUUCUUACAAGAUGAUUACUUUACUAACGAUGACUUAGAAGAUAUCAGUUCAUCGAAACCAAGACACAUACAAGUCGUCAACUUUUUACUGAAAUUGUUACGUUUGAAACCUGAAGCAUACCAGGAUUUUCUUAAAUAUCUCAAAGAAGCUGGCUAUGAACAUGUUUGUGACAUUCUUGAAGAGCCAUUUUAUAUUCUAGCUUUGAACCAUGAAAAUAUUACAACAACGGCUGCACAAGUGAGAUUAACAUCGUUUCGGGACGAGUUUAUUGAUCAGUUAGAGCCAGGCGAAGUAGCAGACAUAUUUUUAGAGUAUGAAGAAUUUUCGGUCGACGAAUAUGAAGAAAUAAUGGCAGAGAAUACUAGAAGGGCCAAGUCAAAAUGCAUACAUCGACUGUUGAUGCAACCAGAACAUACACAUAGAGGAUAUUUAGUGUUGAUGCAGGCACUCAAAGAAACUGAUAGAUUGUACCUUUUAGAUCUGUUCCAACAGGGACAUGAGACAAAUCAACUUUCUGCACCUCGGGAAAAAUGUCCAGUUAAUGUGAGGUCAAAUAAAGUGGUGAAAAAGGAAACUAAACGAACGACUAAAAUGUUAAAAGAAAGUGACCAAUGUCAGCUCCUUCUCAAAAUUCAAAGCGACGAAGAAAUAAAGCGAUUGGAAAUUGAUAAAACAAAAGAAAUGAAUUCGUGUGUGAUGAUGAUAUCACUUAACGAUGAACUUAUUCUAGAUAAAGAAUGUUUAAUUACAAAAGUUGAACAAGGAAGUAUUAUUAUAACGCUGAAAGGAUGUGGACAAUAUUCCUUACGACGAAUGUUUGCCAAAGGCGUUCAGGGUCCAUUAACAGACAUAUUGCGUCAUAUAUUUCUUCUCCCAAAUAUAAGAAAAUUAAUCCCUAAAAAAGGAUUAGAAUUUGAGUUGACAUUAAAAUGUCUUCCACCAGAGCAGCAUACAGAAAGGAAAAGUAAUUCAGACCUCGUCAUUACACACAUAUGGAAUUUCUUCUGGAGGAGUUGGAUGCUUUGAGCUUUCUUACGACGUUAAAAGAAAAGGCAACACUUACAGAUGAAGAGAUAAAGACAAUUUUGAGCACUAAACACAUGUCACGUAAGACUAGGACAAAGGCAAUGCUUGAAAAACUUCUUGAAAAAGAUACGGUUGAUGACUUCGUUGAUGUUCUAAAGAAAAAGAAAACGUAUGUUUGGGAGCAUGUCUUCCAGGCUGUAGACAAGCGUUUACGUAUUCCUACCAACGAUGUCGCAAAAUCAUACAAUGAGUUGGUGGACAAUAUGUGUCCAAAGCUUAUAUCUGAAGAAUGCUGCACAACUACAUUUAUCCUAUCGGAUUUAGAUAGUUCUUGGAGCAGAGAGAGACAAGCCAGAUACGUCUUGCAGCAAGUUCUUAAACAAGACUUCGACACAAAGCUUCACUUUGUCAGUAUCCUUUUCUUGUAUGACCAUAUUCCUCCCGAGAUUACGCCUAAGGCAACCAAACGUAUGCAAAAGUCAGUUACAGCACCCAGAAAAGCUGGCCAGAAAACUGAUCAGAGACCAAAAAUUCAACCUACUGAGGUUUUUGUUGGAGAUUUCGUUGUGUCUACAAAUGAAAGAAAAGGAAAGAAGCCCGUAAAAGCAUACUGUAACAGUCCACUCAAUCCAAUUUCAUUUACAAGGUCUAUUACACGUCGACUGGAGAAAACUACUAGAAAAGACAAAGCCGGACAAGAUACGACUUUCUGCUAGUGACGUAUCUAAAUCUCGAAUUAAUGCUAAUUUGAGGAUGAAUCAUGAACGCUUUGGAAAUGGACAGAAUUGCAAAUCUUGAAAUAUACUUUGCUUAAAAAUACAGUAUAUAGGAAGUAGAUUGGUCACCAUUAUAUUGUGUUAAUCUACCAUGCUAGAUUUAUUUCACAUUCAGUUGGGUUGUCGUCAUUUUCCUUGGAAAAUGAUGCAUAGCCGUUCGGUUUGAAUAUUUUAGAAUGCAAACUAUGUCUUUUUGGCUGAUACCAUUUAAAGUUAUUUUAUUUACAUUGCUGUGUCUUCCUAUCUCAACAUUCAGUAAUGUGUAUGACUUUUUUUUGAUAUUUCUACUUAUUAUAUACCUAUUUAAAUUCUGUCAAAAUACAGAUUGUAUUUCACAAGGAAAUAUGAAUAGUCUGAAAAAAAUCCCGUAUUGUACCUCCGUACUAUAUAUUGCCGUACUACUUUCAUUAAAUAUGCAUGAGCUGACACGGUUAUAUAAAUAGCGCACACAAAAACGUCACCCAUUUCAUUUUUACAUCAACAAAUAUUUAAGAUUUCGUUCGAUUACAAAUAGGCAAACAAAAGGUGGAGGUAUAUAAUAAAACAGUCAUUACAACUGUAGAUUGAUCUGGGAUUUUGUAUCCUGCUCUCGUGGAUUUUACAAGGACUGAUCACACUUGGCGUAUGCGCACCUCGUGAGACCCAAUCUUGCAAAAUCCACUCGAGCCGAAUACAAAAUCCCAGAUCGGGCUACUUUUAUAAUAACCUUAUUUUAUGAAAUUAUAAUUUUUGCUGCUUUGUUGUUAUGGUAUUCAUAAAUGAUAUAUCGUAAAUGGAUGUAUUUGUAUUGAUCUCGCAAAGUGAAAUGCAAUGAAUUCUAUUUCAGUCAUUAUAUUAUAAAGACUACCUGGCUGAAUCUUUCACGAUUUUAAUUUUAUCUUUAAGUUUUUUCACAUAAAGGUAUAGAUUGAUGUUGAUCUUUAUAUCUGAAACUAUCAUUGAGAAUAUAUUGUGUGAGGUCAAAUGUAUCAAACGUAUCUCUUUAUUUCAAAAGUGACGUUUUCAGAUCUUUAAUACCUUACUCAUGGAAAACCCGUACUUGUCUACCGUACUUAGAUGGUCAUGAUUUUUGCGUUUUAAAUAUAUAAUAGUACGGCCUUUUAUAAGUAAUUUAAAAUUUAUUGUCAGCUUUGGAGGACACAUUUUAAGAAUGUCAGAUUCAUGUCAGGUUCAUAACUUUACCAUUCAUGAACGGAUUUCAAAACCACUUUGCCCAAAGAUUUUCCACAACGACGUGUGGCAUGCAAAACCCAUCCCCUGUCUUAAAGGCCCAGGUCACACUUAAAAGUCAAAGAUGUUAGGUCAAUUCUUUGUAUUGUCAAUAACUUCAUUUUUCGUGCAUGGAUAUUCAAGAAACUAGGCACAAACAAUCAAUAGAAAAACUGAUUUGUCUCAUGUAAGGCCAAGACCUCUAGCUCGAGGUCAAGGUUAAAUUUAGAGAUCAAACCUGUUUGGUACUUUUUGUCUGGUAUGUAAUUUGUUUGUGCAUGGAUAUAUAUUUAAAUAAUUUGGAAUAGAUCUAACUAUUCACCGUUACAAGACAAUCGGUCAUUUGCAUUACCAAGACCCCUCUUGCGAUCCCUCUUGUAAAGGGCAAGGUCACAGACACCCUUAACUUACUUUUUUGUAUUGAAAUGAAAUUGUUAUUAAAUUAAACAAUUAGAAAAAAUGAUUGUUGUCUCAAGAGACUGACUUUGUAAAUACAAUACUUUUUUUAUGUAACAAAGGUAUCAAGCUUUUUAAGUUCCUUUCGUGUAUUAAUGUACAAAAUUUGAAUGGAGUUUGCCAAACUAUUGUUUAUUGUUAAGUUUAUGUUUGUUUAUUUUUUUGUUUGUUGUUUUUUUUGUUGUUGUUGUUUUGGUUAUGUGCUAGUUUUACGACCCUGUGCUCAUUAUUCAUGCGUAUCUGCAUUUAUGUUUGUUUUGUUUAAUAAAAGUCAUAUCAGCAAUUGUAUCGCCAUUACAUUUUUUAGAUAAACUAGUUUUAUUACAGCUUUUUACCUAUUCCGGUGUGUUUUAACCCAGCAACGAUGACCACCUAUGGACAAGGA
Molecule: messenger RNA, 5178 nt
Organism: Mercenaria mercenaria
Lineage: Eukaryota; Metazoa; Mollusca; Bivalvia; Venerida; Veneridae
Exons: 15
Coding region: 799-2352 (517 amino acids)
Biological process (GO): regulation of apoptotic process
Source: RefSeq, a predicted model, not a curated record